Molecule: messenger RNA, 744 nt
Organism: Geodia barretti
Lineage: Eukaryota; Metazoa; Porifera; Demospongiae; Tetractinellida; Geodiidae
Source: the annotation of a GenBank genome assembly
AUGUCUGGCGGGGACAAUACACAUUAUGCGUUGCCGGGCGUAGACCAGUUGGCCCCCGACCUCAAACGCAUCAUUGACGAAGCCCUUUUCGGGAUGAUCUGGACGCGCCCCGGUCUGGAACUCUCUUACCGUUGUGUUGCCACCGUUGCCGCCCUCAUGGCCCUCGGAGAACUCAACCUCCUGCGCCGCCACGUUGAGCGUUCCCUCAACGUCGGUCUUACCCCCCAUCAGGUGGUCGAAAUAUUCAUCCAGUCCACCUUUUACGUUGGUGUCCCUGCCGUUGAAACCGCCCUCCGCCUUACCAAGGAAAUCUUCGAGGAUCGCGGCAUCGCGUAUCAGCCGAUCAGCGAAUACGACACCAACCGCCACUCCGACGAGUUGCACGCCCUGGGUCAGGAAAUGCACCGCCGUCACAUGGGCGACACUCCCUCCUCCGGCUACGAUGACACUUCCCCCGAGGCCGACCUGGAGCGCAUCGUCGACGAAUACCAUUGGGGCGCCAUUCACAGCCGCUCCACCCUCGAUGACAAGUCCCGCGCCAUCAUCUCCCUGGCUUCACUCACCAUCAUGGGCGUAUACGACGCCCAGAUGCGACGCAGGAUUCGUGGCGCCGUCGGCAUCGGCCUCAGUCCGGUCGAAGUCAUGGAAGUGUUCAUUCACCUGUCCAUGUACGGCGGUUACGUCAACACACGCACCGCCAUGCGCAUCGCCAGGUCGGUCUUUAUCGAACUCGGAAUCUCCUGA